AUGAGUGCUCGAAUUCCCUCACGGCGCCUGGGGCAGUCCGCCCUCGCCGUCUUCCGCCCGCACACUCGCUGGGUGCCGUCGACAUCGCUUCCUUCACUCGCCCAGCGCAAUGUCUCUUUCGGGCGCAAGAACCAAGACGAUGACCUCACCAACCCCAUCCUCGAAGACUAUCUGAACAAGAAGGAGAAGGAGCACGAGGCAGACGCAAACGACAAGGGCGAGCCAGCACGCCCGACACGCCCCGCACAGCGCACAGGAGACUUCGCCGUUACCCCGACGUCGCUCUUCGCACCCGAGAACGACAUGCCCGGAUGGCGGCAAGACCUGAGUCCGCAGGAGAAACUCGACCUCAAGGCAAAAUACAGACAGAGGGAGCAACGAGCAAAGGCACAGGAAGACAGAAAGCUCAUGAGCAUGACCCUCGACCCUGACGAAAAAGCCCGCAAGCGCCUCGAACGCAAACUCAUCAUCUCCGGUGUCAAGCGCCACGGCCGCAUGACAAAGGCUGCAAAGCUACUCCGCACCGAGCGCCAAUCGCUGUACAAGUCACAAGUCCUCCCUACGUCUACCAAGAAGCUGCAGAAGGUCGUCAAUCAGAUCGCCGGAAAGACCAUCUCAGAGGCCCUGGUCCAACUCCGCUUCUCCAAGAAAAAGAUCGCUCGCGACGUCAUCAAGGGCCUCGAGAUCGCGCAAAACGAAGCCAUUGCGGGCCGGGGCAUGGGCCUAGCUGGCGAGGAGGCUGCUGUGUCUCGUUGGAAUAAGCAAAGAGAAGCUACGGAUGCGGGGAGGCCGAAGGAUACUUGGGACUACAAGACCUCCCAAGAGGAUGGUAGUGUAGAAGCGAACAAGGUCAAAGUGCCCUUCUUCAAAGACACGACGAUUCAAUUGAAGGAUGGCAGUAAGAAGGUGGUGCGCGACCCCAGUGAGAUCUACAUUGAUCAGGCAUGGGUGGGGCCCGGAGAGAGCUGGAAGACCCCUGAGUUCAGGGCGCGGGGUGCCAUCAACAUGCUGAAGCACCGGACGACCAGCUUUUCCGUACUUCUCAAGGAAGAGAAGACGCGGAUGCGCAUCUCGGAUGAACUCAAGAAGAAGCGCGACAACCGCAAGCUAUGGACUGCACUACCCGACCGACCCGUGACAUCACAGCGGCAAUACUGUCUGUGGUAG
Alternaria postmessia is the source of this 1167-nucleotide messenger RNA. RefSeq lists its product as uncharacterized. Lineage: Eukaryota; Fungi; Ascomycota; Dothideomycetes; Pleosporales; Pleosporaceae. The record is from RefSeq and is a predicted model, not a curated record. The coding region runs from base 1 to 1167 and encodes 388 amino acids. Gene Ontology annotation, biological process: ribosome assembly; translation. Gene Ontology annotation, molecular function: structural constituent of ribosome. Gene Ontology annotation, cellular component: mitochondrial large ribosomal subunit; ribosome. The transcript has 3 exons.